AUGGCGAAGAUCGACGUGAUGAAACUAUCUAAUGAGUCUCAAUUCACACAGCUGAAUGCGUUAAUGACUCAAGUGUUGCAACAGUUGCAAUUGAUUCCGGUGUCUUCCCAUGGUGCUUCGAGCUCAGGCAAAGAUCAACAACGUAAUUCGUUUCAGGUGAGAUCUGUCAAACUUGAUUUUCCUCGCUUUGAUGGGAAAAAUGUGAUGGAUUGGAUUUUCAAGGCUGAACAAUUCUUUGAUUAUUACGGUACUUCAGAUGCUGAUAGACUAGUGAUUGCUUCAGUUCAUUUAGAUCAGGAUGUAGUUCCUUGGUUUCAAAUGAUUCAAAAAACUGAACCGUUCAUCUCUUGGCAAGCUUUUACUCGAGCUCUAGAACUUGAUUUUGGACCAUCUGCUUUUGAUUGUCCUCGUGCUACUCUGUUUAAGCUGGCUCAAUCUGCAUCUGUGAAUGAAUAUUAUAUGCAGUUCACUGCAUUGGUGAAUCGAGUGGAUGGGUUAAGUGCGGAUGCGAUUUUGGAUUGUUUUUUGAGUGGAUUGAAGGAGGGAAUUAAGAGGGAUGUGAAAGCACUUGAACCUAGAACAUUAUCCAAGGCAGUGGCCUUAGCCAAACUGUUUGAGGAGAAAUACUCUCCAUCGUCCAAACCACAACCCUUUUCGAAUUUAGCCAGAAAUUUUAGCUCAAAUACUUCAGCCUCAUCAAAGUUUCAAACAAAUGCCCAAAGAACUGAUACUACAAAACCUACCUUACCCCCAUUAUUACCUACACCUCCAAUUAAACCAUUCAACAUUAGGAACCAAAACAUAAAAAAAAUUUCCCCUGCUGAGAUCCAAUUGAGAAGGGAAAAGAAUUUGUGUUAUUUCUGUGAUGAGAAAUUUUCACCUGCUCACAAGUGUCCCAAUCGACAAGUUAUGUUGCUCCAACUAGAUGAAACAGAUGAAGAUCCAACUGAUGAUCAAGAGACUGUGACUGAAGAGGAUAGUAAAGAAGAUGAUACUCACCACUUGUCCUUAAAUGCUUUGAGAGGUUCAAAUGGUGUGGGAACUAUUCGGUUUACUGGCCAAGUAGGGGGCAUUCAAGUCAAGGUACUGGUGGAUGGUGGUAGUUCUGACAACUUCAUUCAGCCUAGAGUAGCUCAAGUGCUGAGGUUACCAGUGGAACCAGUCCCUAAAUUUCGUGUUUCAGUGGGGAAUGGACAAAUUCUGCGUGCUGAAGGGCUCAUUCGACAGAUUCCUCUACAGGUUCAAGGGCAAGAACUAAAAGUUCCUGUUUACUUGCUACAAAUUUCUGGUGCAGAUAUAAUUUUGGGAUCCACAUGGUUAGCAACAUUAGGUCCUCAUGUAGCUGACUAUGCAGCAUUAUCAUUGAAAUUCUUUCAGAAUGGUCACUUCAUUACUUUACAAGGUGAAGGCAAUGAGGAGGUAACUCAGGCUCAGUUCAACCAUCUCAGAAGAUUGCAUCACACCAGGGCAAUUGAAGAAUGCUUUGCAAUACACCUUAUUCAUCAAGAUGUACCUGAGGAUACUUUGAAAGACUUACCAACCGAUAUUGAUCCAGAAUUAGCCAUACUUCUGCACACUUAUGCUACAGUUUUUGCUGUCCCUACGACACUACCACCUCAGAGAGUACAGGAUCAUGCUAUUCCAUUGCAGCAAGGAUCAGGCCCCAUUAAGGUUAGGCCUUACCGGUAUCCUCACACACAAAAAGAGCAGAUUGAAAAGAUGGUACAGGAAAUGUUGGAUCAAGGUAUAAUUCAGCCUAGUAAUAGCCCUUUUUCCUCUCCAAUAUUACUUGUCAAGAAGAAAGAUGGAAGUUGGAGAUUUUGCAUUGACUAUAGAGCAUUGAACGCCAUCACAGUGAAGGAUAGUUUUCCAAUGCCAACAGUAGAUGAGCUGUUAGAUGAGCUAUAUGGAGCACAAUACUUUUCAAAGUUGGAUUUGAGAUCCGGAUACCAUCAAAUUUUGGUGCAGCCUGAAGAUAGAGCCAAAACUGCCUUUAGAACACAUCAUGGACAUUAUGAAUGGCUGGUGAUGCCAUUUGGUCUUACAAAUGCACCAGCUACAUUUCAGUGUUUGUUGAACAAGGUGUUCCAAUUUGCUCUCAGGAAAUUUGUCCUUGUUUUUUUUGAUGACAUAUUGAUUUAUAGUGAUUCUUGGCUGGAUCACCUCAAACACUUGGAAUUGGUGCUGCAGACAUUGAAACAUCACCAAUUGUACGCUAGAUUAUCCAAGUGUUCAUUUGGGGCUACAUAG
Molecule: messenger RNA, 2250 nt
Organism: Lotus japonicus
Lineage: Eukaryota; Viridiplantae; Streptophyta; Magnoliopsida; Fabales; Fabaceae
Exons: 1
Coding region: 1-2250 (749 amino acids)
Source: RefSeq, a predicted model, not a curated record